AUGAAGACCGAGACCGAGUCACCUCCCCCGGACCAGGAGGGUUCGUCCCCCUCGUCUGGGUUUACGCCCAUCAACCGGAGAAGCGUGGACAAGAGUGAGGCGAGUGUUGGCACCACCCGCAAGCGCAGCAUUCAAUCCCGCUCUCCAUCCCCCAGCCCAGGAGCGCCAGCGCCAGCGCCAGCGCCCAAGAAACCCAAAACCGAGCCCUCGGCAUCCCUCUCCUCCCUCUCCUCCUCCUCAUCCCCACCCACCGACUCCAGCGAAGAAUACAAGCAGGAAGAAGAGGACGAGGACGAGGACGAGGACGAGAACCUCACAAGCACAAGCUCCACAACCUCAAAGUCCAAGCCCAAGCCCAAGCCCACGCCCAAAACCAAAUCCAACCCCAAGGCUAAGUCCAAAUCCACCCCCAAGAAGCAGCAGCCAUCCAACACCACCAUCCCCAAAAAACAAACCCCCACCAAAACCCCAGCAGCAGCAGCAGCAGCAAGAGAGGAACCAACAACACCCACGCCCAGCAAAUCCCCCAAAACCAAACUCCCCCCGAUCCCCACCAGCCUCGCAACCGCCACCCCAGCCGACCGCCUCAUCCUCACCAUGCGCGACGACGGGCAAAGCACCUGGCGCGACAUCAACACCGCCUGGAAGAACAUCACCCAGCUGACCGUGGGCGCGUCGACGCUGCGCAUGCGCUACAAUGCCAUGAAGGCGAAUUUCUCGAAGAUGAGUCCGGAGGAUGAAGAACUAUUCCGGCGCACGAAGGAGGCCGUCGAGACCAAGUUCGCGCAGGAGAAGUGGCGGAUGAUUGCGGAGCAGAUGGAGAGUACUAGUGGCCAUGGGAGGAAGUUCCCGGCGGCGACGUUGGUGAAGAAGUGGAAGGAGUUGGAGAGGGUGAAGCUGGGGAAGGGGCAGGCUGUUGGUGCUGGUGCUGCGCACAUGGCGGUGGGUAAGAAUACGACUUCUUUUUCGUCGUCGUCGUCGUAUCUGUCUUCCGGGGGUGCUGGGGAUGGGGAUGAUGAGGAUGAUUUUGAGGAAGAGGAUGGUGCUGGGGAUGAAGAAGAGGUGGUGUAAGUGAUGCUUCUACUUCCAUUUCAGGUUCAGAGGAUGGACUUCUCUCGUCUCAUCCGAAGUUGCGAGGGAGGUGUUCGUAUCUAACUUCAAAGUUAAGGGGGGGGGAGUUCUACUUGUGUCUUUCUUCGGCGUUUUCUGCUUAUCGCGUGGUUGAU
This is a messenger RNA of Aspergillus fijiensis CBS 313.89, 1226 nucleotides long. RefSeq lists its product as uncharacterized. NCBI's taxonomy places the organism in Eukaryota, Fungi, Ascomycota, Eurotiomycetes, Eurotiales, Aspergillaceae. The record is from RefSeq and is a predicted model, not a curated record. The transcript is spliced from 3 exons. Bases 1 to 1071 code for a protein of 356 amino acids.